Messenger RNA from Symbiodinium natans, 1374 nucleotides. Lineage: Eukaryota; Dinophyceae; Suessiales; Symbiodiniaceae. The record is from the annotation of a GenBank genome assembly.
AUGAAAAACUUAGACCUAGACCGCAGCCUUUUGCAGGGGCAGCGCCGCGACAGCCGCAUCGUGCCGAACCCCGAGAUCCACCGCUUGCUGGCGAGGAUAAAGAAGCAGGAUUCCACGCCACAGGUCCAGACGUUGGAUCCGCCGUCUGCAGGCUUGUGGCUGCGACUCCGCCUCCGCUGUCAAGUCCUCGUCCGGACGGUUUGGUUCGAGUGCUUCAUCUCCGCAGUGAUCGUGGCAAACUCUGUGAUGAUAGGCCUGGAGACGCAGAUGGGCUUGCACGGCCAGGCUCUGACUUGGGCUGGUGCUGCUGAGCUGGGCUUCCUGGCCAUUUACACAGUGGAGCUCCUCAUCCGCUCGAUCGCAGAACAGUGGGCCUGCCUUACAGACUGGUGGUUCAUCUUUGACUUCACCUUGGUUGUCAGCGCCUGCGUUGAGCAAGUGGUUUACCGGUUCACUGGUGACGAAGCCGACCAGAUCAUGAUCCUGCGGCUCCUGCGCCUCAUACGUCUUGUCCGGACCUUUCGAAUGUUGAGGCAGAUUCGAUCUAUCUGGCGGCUGGUUUACGGCUUGAUCACAUGCGGUGAAACCAUGUUCUCAACCUUUGCGCUGCUGGGGCUGGUGAUCUACGUCUUUGGUGUGCUAGGUGUGGAGGUCAUCGCGGGCAACGAGGAGCUCCAGUCGAAUGCAACGACCGCCCCCAUCCUCGCAAAGUAUUUCGGCUCCCUUGGUAUGACCAUGAUGACACUGUCGCAGUUUGUGACCAUGGAUUCCAUUGCUCCAGUUUAUGUGCCGCUGGUUUUGGAACAGCCACUUUUGCUGCUGUACUUCCUGCCGCUCGGGGCCAUCGUGUCCAUCUCCCUCAUGAACCUGAUCACGGCUGUUCUCGUUGAGGGAGCGCUCGAGCAUGCUCGGCAAGACCGCGAAGAGGAGCGGAAGCUGGACAACAUCACCGCCAAACAAAUGCUGCCAGAAAUCGUGGGCCUCUUCGACAAGAUGGACUUGGAUGGGAGCGGUGAGAUUGGCAUCGAGGAGAUGAUCCAGUUUGAGAAGCCUGGGAGUAGAGUCAUGAACCGCCGGAUCUUGGACCGCGCCUCCGUGGACAGCAUGGAGGAUCUCUUCAAGAUCCUGGAUGUGGACGGAUCUGGGCGAAUCACGCGCGCUGAGUUCGAGGAAGGCCUCCUCAGCAUCUUCCUCCGCGAGGUUCCGAUCUCAUCACUUCAGAUCAUGCGGAUGCUACGGCUACUCCGCGACGCUGUCAGCGAGCUGCAGCAAGACGUCAAAGGCUUCCCGCCCCAGUUGAAGGGGCUGGCUGCUGUCCCUUCUACGAACAGACACACCUGGGCGGAGAUGCGCCCGGCAAAGAGGCUUUCUUGA